Molecule: messenger RNA, 1383 nt
Organism: Morone saxatilis (striped sea-bass)
Lineage: Eukaryota; Metazoa; Chordata; Actinopteri; Moronidae
Exons: 7
Coding region: 208-786 (192 amino acids)
Biological process (GO): regulation of sodium ion transport
Source: RefSeq, a predicted model, not a curated record
UCCGUAGACUCACACAGGGACAGCCUCUACGUGCUUCCCUCAUGAGGUAAAGUGCGUUGUGCGUUUACUCACACGUCUGGCAAUGGAUCUAAAGCUCCUCAGGGUUUUCCCUUGUGUUUGAGCCUUUUAAAAACAGUUUGUCCACUGUUGUUGUCCUUAUCCUCCUCAUCUUCAUCAGACCCAGCGGGAGCAGAGAGGGGAAAGAAGAUGGGGUGCUGCUCUGCACGAUGCACGCUCAUCCUCCUGUGUUGUUUGCAGUUGGUAACUGCGCUGGAGAGGCAGGUGUUUGACUUCCUCGGCUACCAGUGGGCUCCCGUCAUGAUCAACUUCUUCCACAUCAUCGUGGUCGUCCUGGGCCUGUUUGGCGUCAUCCAGUACAGAUCACGCUACGUUAUUUUGUACCUGCUGUGGACAUUGUUGUGGGUUGGCUGGAAUGUCUUUGUUAGUUGUCUGUACUUGGAUUUGGGAGGGCUUUCAAAGGACAGCGACAUACUCACCCUGGGAGUGUCGUCGCAUCGCUCGUGGUGGAAGGACAACGGGCCGAGGUGUGAGAGCGACGGCCUUCCUUCCGCUGGGUGGCAGAAAUGGGAGCCGACCACAGCGUUGAGCUGCUGGCUAGAAUACCAGUACGUAGAAGUCCUGCACUGCAUCGUCCAGCUCCUCGUAUCACUCCUGGGAUUUGUUUAUGCCUGCUACGUUGUCAGCACUCUCUCAGAUGAGGAAGACAGCUUUAAUUUCAUGGGUGAAUUUCAUCAUCCAUCCAAACCCUCUCAGUUGAUCUUCUAAUAAAGACCUUUGGAUUAUAUAAUAACCACCAAGGUAAAGGCCAAGGAGGAGCCGGGCAAGAAGAGGAGACAACUUUGAAGACCUGUUUGUCAAUAUCUGUUACAGAUGUUGAACCUCACUGUGCACUAACUCUACACACUGUCCCGAGUAAACAGGGGCAUUUCCAGUCGCCUUUAUCGCUGCAUAUGAUGCGUUUUUUCCUCAGGCCUUUCUGUAAAACUACAUGUAACUACCUCUCUGUGUGUGUGUGUGUGUGUGUGUGUGUGUGUGUGUGUGAAAGAGAUAGACAUCACUAGAUAUGAAGCACUCAAGUGUGAUUUGAAAGAUGUAAAUAAGUACCUCAUUCUUUCUGGUGUUUUGCAAAAAAUUUGUAAAUUAUUAAUGUGUGUCAUUUCAGUUAGAAAAAGUUAUUAUCCCAACUUGUGUGUAGUGUAUGAUAUAAUUCAGUGAAAUAAACCAUGCAUGUAACACAGCUUUUAUUGGGUUGUUGCACACAUUUCUUUAUUUUUAAUAACGCUUUUUCUGCUCCUGAUGGCUCUUUAACACUGAUAAUUUGUAGGGCUGCACAAAAUGGUAAAAACAAACUAAUAUUGCCAU